This is a messenger RNA of Lemur catta (Ring-tailed lemur), 5012 nucleotides long. It is a transcript of the gene TSPAN11, whose product is annotated as tetraspanin 11. The transcript has 8 exons. Gene Ontology annotation, cellular component: membrane. The record is from RefSeq and is a predicted model, not a curated record. The coding region runs from base 99 to 860 and encodes 253 amino acids. Lineage: Eukaryota; Metazoa; Chordata; Mammalia; Primates; Lemuridae.
UGCGGGCCGUGGGCGGCUGGGCGGCCGCUGCUCCCGCCGCUCUAGGCUCAGGCGCCCGUCGCCGCGUCGGAGCCCCGCGCCCUCCCGGCACAGCAAGCAUGGCCCACUACAAGACGGAGCAGGAUGACUGGCUGAUUGUCUACCUGAAGUAUUUACUCUUUGUCUUUAACUUCUUCUUCUGGGUGGGCGGCGCGGCCGUCCUGGCCGUGGGCGUCUGGACCCUGGUGGAGAAGAGCGGCUACCUCAGCGUCCUGGCCUCCAGCACCUUCGCCGCCUCUGCCUACAUUCUCAUCUUCGCGGGCGCGCUGGUCAUGGUGACCGGCUUCCUGGGCUUCGGCGCCAUCCUCCGGGAGCAGAGGGGCUGCCUCUCCACGUAUUUCUGCCUGUUGCUUGUCAUCUUCCUGGUUGAGCUGGUGGCGGGAAUCCUGGCCCACGUGUAUUACCAGAGGCUGAGCGACGAGCUGAAGCAGCACUUGAACCGUACUCUGUCGGAGAACUACGGACAGCCCGGAGCCGCGGAGAUCACCGCCUCGGUGGACCGUCUCCAGCAGGACUUCAAGUGCUGCGGAAGCAACAGCUCGGCCGACUGGCAGCACAGCACGUACAUCCUGUCGAGGGAGGCUGAGGGCCGCCGGGUGCCCGACAGCUGCUGCAAGACGGUGGUGGCACGCUGUGGCCAGCGGGCCCACCCCUCCAACAUCUACAAGGUGGAGGGAGGCUGCAUCACCAAGCUAGAGCAGUUCCUGGCUGACCACCUGCUGCUCAUGGGGGCAGUGGGCAUCGGGGUGGCCUGUCUGCAGAUCUGCGGGAUGGUUCUCACCUGCUGCCUGCACCGGAGGCUCCAGCGGUAUUCUUACUAAUGGCGAACCCUCCCGACUGCCCCUUGCAAGGACAGGUGCCCACAGCCCAUCUGCCAGGACUGCCGAGUUAGUACCAGUUCGACUAGGGCCACAGGCUCCCCUCUCUGUGCCCUGCCCCCGCAAAUCCACCAAGUGCCUGAGACCACAGCUCCUGCUGCUCCCCCACGCAGGGGCCCUCGCCCGCACCUCCAUUUCUGAGCCCUCCCCCCAGACCCUGGGCAGGGGAGUGAUCCUGCCACGGGACAGCCAGAGGCCCUCUCCAGGCAGGGGACGCCCGUGGGCUCCAGGAGGGAGAGAACUGCGCUCUCUGCUCCCUCCCAGCUCCUGAACCUGGAACACCGGCUGCAAACCUGGGUCCCUCUGGGCCCCCUGCAUUCUAAGUCCCCUAGUGGCGCUCAGAAGCCUCAGCUUGCUCUCCCCUCUGGGAAAGGUGUGAGCUGGGGCAGGUGGGGCUGGCUCUUCCCCCAGAGACCUCCCCAGCCCUGUGACCUGCCCACUCCCCACACUGCCUCACCUGGAAAGUGGUGUCCUGCGGGGCCUGGGGGUGGGGAGGCCCCAGGUAGGGCCGCCGUAGGCUGGAUGGAGCUGCCAGGGCAGGGCGCAAGGGGUUGGGGGACAAGAUGACACCAGCACCUGCUGCACCAGGAGCAGAGCCCCGCCCCCUGCCCAGCGGCCUUCCCGGGAGAAAUCCCCCUGGAAGGCCACAGCCCCAGGCCCCAGCCUCUAGUAAUAUGCCCCUCGGGGAUCUCCCGUUCCGGGGCCUUAUUUUCAGGAAUGCCAGGUUUUAAAACCAUCUUCAGCUCUUCAUGUUGGUGGAUGUAAAACUCCUCCCCUAGGGGACAAAAUCACAGCCCUGCAGAGUCGGAGUGCUGAGACGGGGAAGCUCUGAGCAGAGGGUGCUCUGCCUGAACCUCACUUUUCCUGGGGCCCUCUCCCCCCACCACAAGGCCACCACCGUGUUGCUUCCAGGGGGUUGUGCUCUGCUUCCUUUGCCACCCGUCCCAGAGUGGACACAGUCCCUUCCUCCGUUCUCUCUUGCAUCACUGAAUUAGGCAAGGAAUUUUUAGGAAGGACUUUCCCAGGUACUAAGGGAUAACAGAGAAAAUCCCAGGAAAUACAGCCAUCCAUGCCCGCAGUUUUCCGAAGAAUGCGUAUCAACAGUUACGUACGACAAUCACGGGAACCUCCCCCCAGAGUGGCUGUUACAAGGGGGCAGCUCAUAACACAAGAGCCCCACGCCUGCCUCCGUGCCUCCCAGGUCCCCCACUGCCCCCAGAGGGGACCCUCUUACUUCCCCCACAGGGAGGGGCGGCACCUUUGUAUGCUGAGGCCCAGAGAGCGCCCGGCCUCCCCGUCGGACCCUGCUCGCAGUGGGAUGACACAGCUCUUGCUGACCCGGGCCGGUCCUGGGGGAGGGGUGUGCUCUCUCCCAUACACAGGAGUGGCCUGAAGGUCAUUCACUGCUGUCACCAACAUAGCCCUGACUGUGCCUCCCCAGCGCUUCAAGUCUUACAGAGUGAGGGCCAGGAAAGGGACAGGGUGCUGGGCUCCAGCUGUUCUCCCUUCCAGGCACUGGGGAGUGGCAGUGGGCGGGGGAUGCGGUGGCCUUACCUGUCUGCGGUGACAGGCAGGUGCCCAGUGCAUAGCCUUGUCACUGAGGGCAGGGCCCAGGAGAGCCUGUGCCAUCCGCCCUGGCCCCAUGUGUGGGUCAGGCCAGCCUGGCUGGGGGCAGGAUCAGCUGUGGUUCCUGCCUCGCCAUCGUCCCUCCCAGGCUGCCACUGGGACGGCCAGUCCAAGCUGCAGAAGGUGGUAGAAAAGCCCGACGCUGCUGGGAAAUGUGGCCUCCUUGUUCAUGCCAACAGCCCGGAGAUGAGUCAGGGUUAGAGGCAAGGGAGGCCAAGCAGGGCAGCUCUGCCUGGGCGCACAGAGGCAGGCUCCAGGGGCCUGUGCCUGGACAGUGCCUCCCAGGUCCCUGCUUGGAGGCUGUCACAGUCUUGAGUUCCUUCAGAGAGAGAGAAGGACGUGCCGUGGAAAGUCACCGUCAGUCCUGUGUGGGCAAAAGGCCUGGCGCACUGGGGCCUGGGAAAGCAGCGUCAGGUGCCGGGAUCCACAGGGCUGCGGCCAGCACGUCUCCCCCCGAACACAGCACAGCGGCCUUCCCUAGCCACAGGGACAGACACAGAGAGAACACUCGUCCCCGAGUGCCCUGAGCGCCGUGUUGGGGGGAGAGGCAGGAGUGAAGCUGGGCCUUGGUGAGGGACGAAGUGUUUGUGCUUCUCACCCCCACCGCUGGCCGGCAGUGACCCGGCCCCAGGAGCCCCGCAGGCGUGGCCAUGGACGGGGUGUCCAGGGGGCCACUUGAGUUUACCGAGGGCCUGCUACGUAUGUCAGAGUGUGUUGCUCACCGUAAAUACGCUACCUUGCAGUACCCCAAUGAGAGAGUGUUGUCUCUCCCAUCUCACGGAUGAGGAAGUUCAGGCUCAGCCAGGUUAAGAGACUGCCAGUCGGCAGGGAUGGCUGCUGGCUUGCAACCCCCAGCCAGGGGCGGGGGCCGAGGGAAAGCUGGGCUGGGAGCCCCCUCCUCAGCAUCCCUCGGUAUCCUCCUGUGUAAUGAGCUGUCGGGCUGACAGUCAGAAACAGUGUCCCUGGGGGGCACUGCCACAUACCAGCCGCCUCAGUGCCCCUCCCAGGUCGGACAGAACCCUGUGUCCCGGCCCGGUGCCAGCUGCCCUGCACAGGCCACUGGCGCAGAAGACGGGCUCAUCUCAGGCUGCCAGCCGGGCCUCCGGGUGGGGGGCCGGGCAGCAGGCGGGAGCCUGAGGGGCCAGAGCGGACCCCAGAGUGAGAGCAGGGACUGCGCCCAGCUCUCGGAUCCUUCACACGGGGGGUGGAAUCUCAUGCCCCAUCUGGGGGUUGAGAAAUCCUCAGGUGACACCCACUCCCAGAGCCACCCUGGGCAGGGAGGGCGCCCUGCGGUGGUGAUGGUGACCUCCUCCCCUGAGGGAGGCCCCUUCCUGCCUUCUUUCCCCUCCCCCGAGUGGGCACCCACUGUGGCUGGGGCUCGGGGGGGACACUGGGAUUUCCGCCUUGGAGAGCUCCCCCUGGGCACAGUCACAGGCGGUGAGACCCAGGGGGUCCCGCGUGGCCCCAGGUGUAAGGUAGGUCACCGUGAUGUCCCCAGGACCCUCCUGCCCUUCUGCCACUCUAGGCCCCUCCUCAGAGUUUUGAGUCAGGGGAGUGAAAAUGGAACUGGGACAGUGGCUGUCAUCACUGGCCACCCUGGGCCUGCGCAGGGGAAGGGGCUUGACGGCCUCCGGGGGAAGUCAGUCUUCCGCGUCACCGCUGGGUGGCACUCACAUCCCCAGGACGUGGAGACCAAGCGUCUAAACCAGUGGUUCUCAAACUUGAGUGAGCCUCAGGAUCACCUGGGAGCUUCUCGAAACAGGCUGCCCCCGCCCCCGCCCGCCCCCGAGCCUCUAAUCAGGAGAGGCAGAGCCAGUAACUGGAUAAUUCAAAUUGCUACCAAGUCCCGCACAUGACACCACUGCGGCUGGCGCGGGAACCACACUGUGAGAACCACUGCUUUAGAGCACAUGACAAAGUGCACUGCCACCUUCCUUUAUGUGUCACAACCCUCAGGGAUCAAAAGUCCCCCAGGUCAUCCGGCUGAGGUCCACCUGCAGCAGCCCGAGCCCGUCCCCACUCGUCCACUGUGAGGGGUGAGGCAUGCCACCAUGUCAGUUCACAGCCCUGUGGCCUGGGCCAGGAGGCCGGGCGCCUGGGCCCCUCCUGGAAGCCGACACGUUACAUGCCCUGGCCCCGUUUUCCCAGCCCCGGCUGCGUGCCCGGGGGAGCCCCUGCAUCUGGCCACCCCCCUGCCUGUCGCGGCUCCCAGCCCUGUGCCCCGCGCCCUCACCCCACACCGUGCGUGGCCACUGGUCAUUCCAGGCAGCCCAGUGUGAGGCCGCGUGGGCUCCUGGAACCAGCUGGCCCCUGCGCGUGGAGCAUCACAAUAUUCUAGACACAGGGAAGACGCCUUAACCCGCUGCGUAUGGAGAAACUGCUCUCGUAACCACGCCCCCCUCCUCAGCCGAUCUCAUGCAAGGCCAGCCCCACGUGCCGGGCAUGACAAUAAAGGAAUUGCACCCAGGA